Messenger RNA from Condylostylus longicornis, 2836 nucleotides. Its product is annotated as rab-like protein 6. The transcript is spliced from 5 exons. Gene Ontology annotation, molecular function: GTPase activity; GTP binding. Gene Ontology annotation, cellular component: cytosol; nucleus. NCBI's taxonomy places the organism in Eukaryota, Metazoa, Arthropoda, Insecta, Diptera, Dolichopodidae. The record is from RefSeq and is a predicted model, not a curated record. The coding region runs from base 292 to 2286 and encodes 664 amino acids.
UGAAGAGUGUCAAAAUUUCAGUGGAGCGAGUAAUAAAAAAUUAGAGAAAGUAAUGUUAAUCUAGCAGAAUUUUUUUUUUUUCAUUUGAAAUUUCAUUUCAAAAAGAAAAAAAAUUAUUUUUAAUAAGAAAAAAAUAAUUUAAGUUUGUGGAAUAUUUCAUCCUUUAAAUCUUAUCUUUAGUAUGUUUUGAAUUUUGACUUCAUUUUAAUUUGUUUGAAAAUUAAUAUUGCGAACCUUCAAGAAAAGAAAAAAAAAUAAUUAAGAUUAGAAAAUAGUAUUUUGAGGGCAACAAUGUUUCAAGCAUUGAAAAAAUUAACUUCAUCAAAACAAGAUGUUGUUUCACCAACAAAUUUGGAAUCAGCGACACCAAUGUCUGGAUCUUUGCAAAAAAAAUUUUCCAGGGGUGUUAAUUAUAAUAUGAAAGUAAUUUUAAAAGGUGAUCGAAACGUUGGCAAAUCAUGUCUAUUCAAACGUUUACAAGGUGGACAAUUUAUUGAAACUUACACACCUACGGAGGAAAUACAAGUUGCUUCAAUUCAAUGGUCAUUUAAAGCUACAGAAGAUAUUGUAAAAGUAGAGGUUUGGGACGUUGUAGACAAAGGUAAAGCCAGACCUAAACAAACUGGUUUAAAAUUAUCCACUGCUGCUCCGAUUCCUGAAAAUUUAGCAUUAGAUGCUGAAUUUUUGGACGUAUAUAAAGGAACACACGGUGUAAUUAUUAUGUUCGACAUCACUAAAGCAUGGACUUUUGAUUAUGUAAUUCGAGAGUUACCUAAAGUACCUGCCGACAUACCAGUUCUUGUUUUAGGUAAUCAUUGCGAUAUGUCUCAUCAUAGAGUUAUUUCAGUUGGACAAGCUCAAGAUUUUGUAGAGAGCAAUUUAGAAGGUCGCAGUUCUGAGAUCAUAUACGCUGAAAGUUCAAUGAGAAAUGGUUUUGGAUUAAGGCUUCUCCAUAAAUUUUUGGGACUUCCUUUUCUAAGAUUACAAAAAGAAACAUUUCUAGCAUUAAUUGAAAGAAAUGCUCGAGAUACAGAAAUAUGCAGGCUAGAAAUUGUUGAAUUUUUGAAUUGUGACGAUGCAAAUUAUAACAGUUUUCUUAAUAAACUGUCAGAUAAACGAAGACAAGUAGCUGAUUCAAAUUCUAGAGUCCCUCCGACAUCAAUUCCAAUAAGUAAUAGUUUAAUAAAUUCACCAGCUUCACCAAAUACACCUGGUAUUCAGACACCAGGUGCCAAUGUAAAUACUCCAAGUAAUUUAUUACGACCAACAAAAAGUAUAAUAGUAGGAGGUGGUCAACCAAUAGUAAUUCCGGGACAAAUUAAUAUAACACAAACAAUAAAUGAAAGUAAAUCCAUGACACAAAACAAUACAAAUAAUAAAAUUCAAGAAAGCUCAACAACGAAAGCUACAGCAUUGGUAUCAAGCCUCCUAAAAAAUGCUGAUGCUCAACAACAACAAAAGAACAAUUUUAAUGGUAGCAAUAAUGUUAAUAUAUCAGCUGAAGUUCGAAAAUUGUCAAUUGUUGAUCAAAAUCAAAAACUAAAUAGUUUAGAAGAAUUUUGUCCUGACGAUGGCGGUAAUUUAGAUCGAAAUUUCUUAGAUGAUAUUCCUAAUGUUAAUUCACCAGACAAUAUGUUGGGUAAUAAUACUGUUAACAUUAAUUCUAAUAACAAUGCUGAUACAGACAGCGAUAAUGACACUGUAAAUCCAUUAGUUGCAAGAUUCUACGAUGAACCGGAGGAUACAGAAUUUGAAUCGAAUGAUAUACAAAACUCAAAAUCCUUAAAUUUACCUCCUGAACAAAAAUCAACAAUUAAUACAACUAAAAUAAAUCCUUUAGCAAAAGGAAAGAAUAAAAGAUUAGUAGCUGAUGGCGGAGAUUUUCUUAAGCUUGAUAAUUUGCGUAAAAAUUCUUAUUCAAGUGAAGAAAUUCCCAGUAUAUCACCAGAUGAAUCUCAUCCAAAUAUACAAAGUUAUGAAGAAAAUUUAGAUAAUUGGUUAACUGAUACAUCUAUAAGAAGAUCACCAGAAGGUGGAGAAGAUACUGGUUCAGUUCCAAGUAUAAGUCAAGAUUUAAAUUCAUCAUCGGAAAGUAAAAUUAGUAAUCAAGAAAAAAAAUCAACAACUCAUCAUAAGAAAAAAAAAGAAAAGAAGGACAGAGAUAAAGAUAAAAGUGAAAAAAAAGAAAAGAAAAAGAAAAAACGAUCAAAAACAUCAGAACUAGAAGAUUUUUUAAAUGGAACUUCUGAUACAAAUAGAAUUGAAGAGGCUUAUGAAGCAAUUUAAUAAUUCAAAAUGACUUGAAGAAAUUUGCCAACAUUGUAAGUUUAUCAAAAAAGAAAAAUAAUAUUAAUUUUUUUUUCUUGGCUUUUUAACUAAUUGGAAAUAUUAAAGUACUUAAAAUGCUUAAGUACGUGUAUAUUGUUUAAGUUUUGCGUGUUUUAUGUAAAAUGAAGAACACAGAAUCAAAAACAAAACAAAGAAAUUGUAAUUUUUGUGAUAAUCUUUGUUGGUAAUUUUAAUUUAAUGGCAUUUUUUUUAAUUGCUUUGUACUCUUUAAUCAUUCCCUAUUUAAUUAUUUUAUUAUUAAGUAUCUUAUCUAUAAAAGAAUUUAUUGAAAGAAGACUUAAAAAUUUUUUUAUAUUUUUUGUAACCAAUUUAAUUUUUUUUCUGUUUUUUUUUUUUUUUUAAGGAAAUCAAAAUAUUAGGUCUCAGUUAUCCCAGCCUAAACUGAGAUUUAUAUAUUUUGAUUUUCAUUUUAUCUCCAAUUCUUUUCUAAGUUCUCUUAUAGCAAAAUUUAUGUUUAAUUUCCAUUAUUCUAAAAUUUAGUUAUUUA